UGCACUGCGGUAAUAUGGCUCUUCCUUGAGCCCGCGGCGGCGGCGGCGGCGGCCAGAGCGCGGCUAGAGCAGCCCUGCCUCGCAGGUGGCGGCUUCCUUGGCCUCAGGGGCUCGGCGGGUCGUGGCGAGGCGGUGGUGGCGGAUGUCGCAGGAGCGUGGGCCCCGCCGCGGGGCGGCCCCGGGCUCCAGAUGAGCGCCUCAGCGUCUGUGGGGGGCCCGGUUCCCCCGCUGCCCCCGGGCCCGGCCGCCGCGCUGCCUCCCGGCUCUACCGCGCGGGCCCUGCAUGUGGAGCUGCGGUCCCAGCAGAGACGCCUGAGACAUCUUCGGAACAUCGCUGCCCGCAACAUUAUUAAUAGAAAUGGCCACCAGCUGCUUGAUACCUACUUCACUCUUCACUUGUGUGAUACUGAAAAAAUAUAUAAAGAAUUUUAUAGAAGCGAAGUGAUUAAGAAUUCCUUGAAUCCAACGUGGCGGAGUCUUGAUUUUAGAAUAAUGCCGGAUCAUCUUGAUACAUCUGUGUCUUGUUUCGUGGUGAAGAUAUGGGGUGGAAAGGAAGAUGUCUACCAGCUGUUGAUUGAAUGGAAAGUCUAUUUGGAUGGGCUGAAAUAUUUGGGUCAGCAGAUUCAUGCCCGCAACCAAAAUGAAAUAAUUUUCGGACUGAAUGAUGGCUACUAUGGUGCUCCAUUUGAACAAAAGGGUUAUUCAAAUGCUCACAAGAAUAUUCUUCAGGUGGACCAGAACUGUGUUCGUAAUUCAUAUGAUGUCUUCUCUUUGCUGCGGCUUCAUAGAGCCCAGUGUGCAAUUAAACAGACUCAGGUAACUGUUCAGAAAAUUGGAAAGGAAAUUGAAGAAAAACUAAGACUCACAUCUACAAGCAAUGAGCUGAAAAAAGAAAGUGAGUGCUUGCAAUUAAAAAUUUUGGUGCUUCGGAAUGAAUUGGAAAGACAAAAGAAAGCUUUGGGACGAGAGGUGGCAUUGCUGCAUAAGCAACAAAUUGCAUUACACGAUAAAGGAAGUGCAUUUUCCACUGAGCACCUCAAGCUUCAACACCAGAAGGAAUCCUUAAAUGAUUUGAGAAAGGAAUGUACUGCGAAAAGAGAACUCUUUCUGAAGACUAAUGCUCAGUUGACAAUUCGGUGCAGGCAAUUACUGUCAGAACUUUCUUACAUUUAUCCUAUCGAUUUGAAUGAGCAUAAGGAUUACUUUGUAUGUGGUGUCAAGUUGCCCAAUUCUGAGGACUUCCAAGCAAAAGAUGAUGGAAGCAUUGCUGUUGCCCUUGGUUAUACUGCACAUUUGGUCUCCAUGAUUUCCUUUUUCCUACAAGUGCCCCUCAGAUACCCUAUAAUUCAUAAGGGAUCAAGAUCAACAAUCAAAGAUAAUAUCAAUGACAAACUUACUGAAAAGGAGAGAGAGUUUCCAUUAUACCCAAAAGGCGGUGAGAAGUUGCAGUUUGACUAUGGAGUCUAUCUUCUGAACAAAAAUAUAGCACAGUUAAGAUAUCAACAUGGAUUAGGCACUCCAGACUUGAGACAAACCCUUCCCAACCUGAAAAACUUCAUGGAACAUGGACUGAUGGUCAGGUGUGACAGACAUCACACCUCCAGUGCAAUCCCUGUGCCAAAGAGACAAAGCUCCAUGUUUGCGGGUGCAGACAUCGGCUUCUCUGGGGGGAUCCCUUCACCUGACAAAGGACACCGAAAACGGGCCAGCUCCGAGAAUGAGAGACUCCAGUACAAAACCCCCCCUCCCAGUUACAACUCUGCCCUGGCCCAGCCCGCACCCACCAUCCCCUCCACGGGCGAGUCGGAGAGGAAGACGGCGGGUCUCUCCUCCUCCUUGGAUGCCUCCUUGGACUUCUCCAAAGAAAACCAGAAAAGGGGCGUGGAUUUGGGUGACAGCAUGAACGGUGGCCACGUGAGUGCAGGUACUAGCCAGGAGCCCGGAGCCACCCUCUCUGGGCACCCAGCGACCAUUAAUGGCACGCUCCUGCCCAGCGAGCAGGCUGGCGCCACCGAUGCCCAGCUGCUCGGGGAGUGCCACCCCGUCUCGGAGGCGGAGCUUUGCUGCGCUGUGGAGCAGGCGGAAGAAAUCAUCGGGCUGGAGGCCACGGGCUUCACCUCAGGUGACCAGCUGGAAGCCUUUAACUGCAUCCCCGUGGACAGUGCCGUGGCGGUGGAGUGUGAUGACCAAGUCCUAGGGGAAUUUGAAGAGUUUUCCCGAAGGAUCUAUGCACUGAAUGAGAACGUGUCCAGCUUCCGCCGGCCACGAAGGAGUUCCGAUAAGUGAGCAGACGCCGUCCCACCCAGACCAUGCCGCUGCCUAAAACGGAAGAGGAAACUGCACUGAGUAGAAUUAUGACACAGAAUGAAUACAAACGGAGGACACUCCUCAGAAAUAAAAGGACUUUGUGGAUCAAGUUGGGACUCAGGAUCAUUGUGUAUUAGCGGGCCAGACCAAGUUAGGUUUGCUGGUGAGAUUUUGCUUUUUCAGGCCCCGCGAUUUCUUUCAAGGCACAGCUGGCGCUCAGGCUGAGUCACCUUCCAGAUAUCUGUCCGCUUUUUUUUUUUUUAAUUGACAUUUCUAUGUUA
Molecule: messenger RNA, 2588 nt
Organism: Sorex araneus (European shrew)
Lineage: Eukaryota; Metazoa; Chordata; Mammalia; Eulipotyphla; Soricidae
Product: UV radiation resistance-associated gene protein-like
Exons: 1
Coding region: 190-2286 (698 amino acids)
Biological process (GO): SNARE complex assembly
Cellular component (GO): lytic vacuole; endosome
Molecular function (GO): SNARE binding
Source: RefSeq, a predicted model, not a curated record